Astyanax mexicanus (Mexican tetra) is the source of this 2712-nucleotide messenger RNA. RefSeq lists its product as uncharacterized. The coding region runs from base 965 to 2251 and encodes 428 amino acids. The record is from RefSeq and is a predicted model, not a curated record. Lineage: Eukaryota; Metazoa; Chordata; Actinopteri; Characiformes; Acestrorhamphidae. The transcript has 2 exons.
UGCACUCGUCUGCACUGACCAGUCCAGUUUGUUGUCCAGGUGGACUCCGAGAUACUUAUAUGACUGAACAUUCUCAAUGAUCUGUCCAUCGAUGAUAACAGGCUGAUGGGAAUGUUUCAGUCUCCGGAAAUCCACGAUCAUCUCCUUGGUCUUCAGUGCAUUGAGGAGAAGACCUUUUCUUCUACUCCAGGCUGUAAAGGCAGCAACAAGAUCUCUGUACUCUCUUUCAUCCCCACCUCUUAUACAUGCCACCACAGCUGUGUCGUCUGAAUAUUUCUGAAUGUGGCAAAGUUCAGACAUAUGUUUAAAAUCAGCAGUGUAAAGAGUGAAGAGAAAUGGUGACAAUACUGUACCCUGAGGAGCCCCAAUGUUGGUUACCACCGUCUCAGACCUGCAACCACCCAAACUGACAUACUGCGGACGCUCUGUGAGAUAGCUGUAAAUCCAUGUGACUAACAUAGCAUCCACACCUAUCAUCUCCAGCUGUUCCCUCAGAAACUGCGGCCUGAUAGUGUUAAAGGCACUUGUAAAAUCAAAAAACAUUAUCCUUGUGUAUCCCCCUGUCCCGUCCAGAAACGAAAGUAUCUUGUGGGUCAUAUAUAUUACUGCAUCCUCCACACCCAUGUUCUCCUGAUAUGCAAACUGUAAGGGGUCCACAGCCUGCUGCACCUGAGGCUUGAGAACCCGCAGCAAAAGCCUCUCCAAUGUCUUCAUGAUCACUGAAGUCAGGGCCACUGGUCUGUGGUCCUUCACCCCUACCGGCCUCCCUACUUUAGGGACCGGCACGAGGCAUGAUGUUUUCCACUGGACAGGCACUUGUCCUGUGCGCAGACUCAGGUUGAAAAUUGAUUGUAGAGGCAUCGCCAGUCCUGAUGCACAUUCUCUUAGAAGCCGAGGCGAUACGCCAUCAGGACCCGCAGCUUUCCCUGGACGCAGCCUACGUAGUUCAGCAUAAACCUCAUCUAUGGAAAAGCUAUGUGGGGUCACAGCAGUACAUCUGGAACAGCUGCCGGGUGGAGCAGUGCAGGUGGUCACAGCAGAGGGGGUGGUACAACUGCCGGAUGGAGUAGAGCAAGUGGUCCCCACAGAGGAGGUGGUACAGCUGCCGGGUGGAGCAGAGCAGGUGGUCACAGCAGAGGAGGUGGUACAGCUGCCGGGUGGAGCAGAGCAGGUGGUCACAGCAGAGGAGGUGGUACAGCUGCCGGAUGGAGCAGAGCAGGUGGUCACAGCAGAGGAGGUGGUACAGCUGCCGGGUGGAGUAGAGCAGGUGGUCCCAGCAGAGGAGGUGGUACAGCUGCCGGGUGGAGCAGAGCAGGUGGUCACAGCAGAGGAGGUGGUACAGCUGCCGGAUGGAGCAGAGCAGGUGGUCCCAGCAGAGGAGAUGGUACAGCUGCCGGGUGGAGCAGAGCAGGUGAUCCCAGCAGAGGAGGUGGUACAGCUGCCGGGUGGAGCAGAGCAGGUGGUCCCAGCAGAGGGGGUGGUACAGCUGCCGGAUGGAGCAGAGCAGGUGGUCCCAGCAGAGGAGGUGGUACAGCUGCCGGGUGGAGCAGAGCAGGUGGUCCCAGCAGAGGAGGUGGUACAGCUGCCGGAUGGAGCAGAGCAGGUGAUCCCAGCAGAGGAGAUGGUACAGCUGCCGGGUGGAGCAGAGCAGGUGGUCACAGCAGAGGAGGUGGUACAGCUGCCGGAUGGAGCAGAGCAGGUGGUCCCAGCAGAGGAGAUGGUACAGCUGCCGGGUGGAGCAGAGCAGGUGGUCCCAGCAGAGGAGAUGGUACAGCUGCCGAGUGGAGCAGAGCAGGUGGUCCCAGCAGAGGAGGUGGUACAGCUGCUGGGUGGAGCAGAGCAGGUGGUCCCAGCAGAGGAGGUGGUACAGCUGCCGGGUGGAGCAGAGCAGGUGGUCACAGCAGAGGAGGUGGUACAGCUGCCGGGUGGAGCAGCGCAGGUGGUCACAGCAGAGCAGGUGGUCCCAGCAGAGGAGGUGGUACAGCUGCCGGGUGGAGCAGAGCAGGUGGUCCCAGCAGAGGAGGUGGUACAGCUGCUGGGUGGAGCAGAGCAGGUGGUCCCAGCAGAGGAGGUGGUACAGCUGCCGGGUGGAGCAGAGCAGGUGGUCACGGCAGAGGAGGUGGUACAGCUGCCGGGUGGAGCAGAGCAGGUGGUCACAGCAGAGGAGGUGGUACAGCUGCUGGAUGGAGCAGAGCAGGUGGUUCCAGCAGAGGAGGUGAGGGGCCCACUGGCUGAACUGAACCUACUAUAAAAGUGGUUAAAUUCAUUGGCCUUGUCCACAUCGCCCACUGUCUCGCUAACUUUACUUUUGUAGCCAGUAAUGGUCUUCAUACCCUUCCACACCUCCCUUGUACUGUUACCCCGCAUAUUCCAUUGCAGACCCCUUCCAAAGUCUCUUCUGGCCGCCCUUAAACUCUUCCUCAACUCAUGUUGCACACUCCUAACCCUCUCACGGUCCCCAGAUUUGAAUGCCUCUUUUUUUAGAUUCAGGAGGCUCUUAAUGUUGCUAGUGAUCCAUGGCUUAUUGUUUGCAAAAGAGUGGACUGUUCUCAUGGGUACCACCACAUCAGUACAGAAGUUCACAUAAUCAGUAACACGGUCCACUAUCCCAUCUAUGUCAUUAUCAGCCUCUUGUGAGACAAUAAGUGUGUCCCAGUCAGUUGAUUCAAAACAAUCCUGUAGAGCUUCGAAGACCUCAGGAGUCCAUUUACG